Messenger RNA from Perognathus longimembris pacificus (Pacific pocket mouse), 1656 nucleotides. RefSeq names its product chromosome 17 C17orf58 homolog (gene C17H17orf58). The coding region runs from base 1 to 951 and encodes 316 amino acids. The record is from RefSeq and is a predicted model, not a curated record. The transcript has 5 exons. Lineage: Eukaryota; Metazoa; Chordata; Mammalia; Rodentia; Heteromyidae. Gene Ontology annotation, molecular function: protein binding.
AUGGCCCUGGCACUCCAUUCUGGGGCAAAGGCCACGGACGCCGGAUUAGAGAGCGCCACUCGCGGCCGGAGUGUAAACAGGGUGGGAAAACCAAACAGCGGCGUCGUCAGGGGCGCCCAGGCCUCGGGAGAUCGGGUGGCCCGGGGCGUCCUCACCAACGCCUCGCCGCCGCACAGCAGGAAGCACGAGCCCAGCGGCGGGCCCCGGGAGCCGGCGGGCCCGGACCCCAGCGCCUGGCCCACGCCGCCCGCCGAGAACCGCGCCGGCUUCCGGGAGGCCACGCGCGCGCCCGCCGCCACGCCGGGCCCGCGCUUCGCUCAGGCCGAGAACCGCGCGUCGCCGCGCCGCGCGCCCGGGUCGGAGGUUUCCCCGCGCCGCGCGCGCCCCCGGCUCCAGCGCCUCCCCGCUGUGCGCGGGCCCGCGCGCGCCGCCGCCACCCCCGUCCCCGCGCGCGCUCUGCACCCCAACCGGCCGCGCGCCGCCGCGCCGCCGCCCUGGCCCGCCGAGCCCUGCGCGCGCCCGUGCGGGGCGGACCCGGACGAGCGCGAGGCGUACUGCGCCAGCGAGUUCGCCGCGAACGGCGUGGUGCGCGGUGUGGACGCGCUGGGCGCGGGCGCGCGGCUGGUGACGCUGCUGCUGGACCGCGACGGGCUGUACCGCCGGGGCCGCCUGUACGUCGCGCCCGACGGCUUCCUCCUCCGGAUCCACGUCCUCGCCCUGGACCCCGCCGCCUGCAGCCGGCCCUGCCCGGAACUUAAGCUCGGCACCAGGUACAUCGUGAUGGGCCACAUCUACCACAAGCGCCGGCAGCUGCCCCGCGAUCUGCUCCCGCGGCUGAAGGGACGCGUGCGCCCCGGGGACGGCCUGCUCCGAGGCGGCAGCUACGUGCAGAGGUUCAACCGCCAGCGGGACGGGCGGGUGCGCGCGGCCAUGCGCCUCCAGUGCGGCUGAGCCUGAGCGGGGAGACCGGAAGCGACGUCUCCGUGGGUGCAGCCGGGGGGCCCGCAGCUCCUUCGUGGACAACUCGGUAUCAUCCCAACUCCAAUGUGGAAGUGACCCAUUCUCAUUUACAAGACGGUCCCUGCACUCCGACAGCACGCGCGGAUUUAUUCACACCCCUCGGGGAACCUGACCUGUGCAGUUAACACAUCACGGCUUCAUGCUAAGUUUUUUAAAUUAUUUUAAUUUAAUACAUUCUUCGGUAGAAAUAGUUCACAAAAAAGCCAUCUGAAUUUAAAUAUACAACUUUUGAACUGUUUAUAUCGUGUACCAAGCCAAAUUUUAUACUUAAACCGUCACAUUUCAAAUUCUAUACAAAAAGAGUAAACGCACUCAUCUGAAGACCUUUACAGAUGAAAUGUCACUUAGAUCAAAUGCUAGGGUUAGAGCAGGACAAGUAUUAAAAUUUUACACUUAAAGAUACAAAAAGGCUUAAUUCAAGCACAAUAUUAUGGAAGGCAAGAGUUGCUGAUGUACCAAAAUGUAAAAUAUAGCCCAGACUCUAGCCUCCUGCUCCUAAUAGCUUGUUUUGUGCCAAGCUGGCAGCAACGGCAGUAUCGCGAUGCUAAGUAUACUCUGUGUAGCUGAUGUCAUUUUUCUAUGAUGACCAAAUACCACAUUUGUGUAUGGAAAGCAGUAAAUCUUGCCUUGAAAUCA